AAUUUGAGCUGUUGCCUUUCACAAUCUGAUUAUGAUGUCUCAAUACUUUACUCGGGACUACCAACCUCUAUCGAUCCGGUAUCGGUGAAAUCCAACCCGAACUUAUCCCAUAACCCUAUCGACUUCAUAUGCGGAAGGUCAAAUCAAAAUCAGAAACAGCAUCAAACCGCGGUCCCGCCCCUUCCGCCGUCCCUCUUCGCAGCUUCUUCAUAAUCAGCUGGUUGGGCCUCUAGAUUUCAUAUUCUAGCUCAGUAUCUUUGUGACCCCAUUCCACCCGAUUUUCCAGAAUACUGCGUCGUCAAGGCUAUGAGCACUCAGCAGCCAUUGCGCCGGCGCAAGUACUCUUGGGCGGUCAUUGUCUCCUUCGGCUGCCUGGCUAUCGCCCUAUCCUGGGUUGCCUUCUCGAUAUAUCAGGAAGAUGUCCGUGUAUCAGGCUCUUGGGGCUGUGAGAUGAGCUGGAUGUCGCCUUCGUAUGCGCCUCUCCAGUGGCCUCAAAGACCCAUGCGCCAACGAUACGGGCUGUAUCGAUACUUGGAGCAGGGUAUCGACACGGACAGUCCACCACGCGGUCACCCUGUCAUUUUCGUCCCGGGGAAUGCAGGGUCCUAUCAACAGGUCCGUUCCAUCGCUUCGGCCGCUUCGAGACAACAUCAGCACCAGGGAGGACCGACAGCUGUGCACUCCAAGUCUAAUCAUAUUGAUUUCUAUACUGUGGAUUUCAAUGAAGAGUUCUCCGCUUUUCACGCCCAAACCCUACGCGAACAAUCUAAAUUCCUACAACUAUCAAUUGAACGAGUACUGGCCGAAUACGGCCACCUCCCAGAGCAUUCGAAACCGACUCAAGUGACUUUUGUCUCCCAUUCCAUGGGUGGCAUUGCUACACUACUGGCGCUUGACUCUAAAUGGGCUUCUAUGGUCGACGCUGUUGUCACCCUAUCGACCCCGCACAUGAUGCCUCCCGUGACCAUCGAGUACGAUAUGGACGCUAUCUAUACAACCAUAUCCCGGUACUCUCAGCUUGGUAUCCAUCCUCCUAUCGUUUCGAUCUGUGGCGGUAUAUCAGACACUCAGAUCGUUUCUGAAAGCUGUGUGCUUUCAAACACCCCAGGCUCCGAAGAACGUCGCCUUACUGCGUUCACCUCCGCGAUUCCAAUGGUGUGGACCGGGGUCGACCAUCAAGCGAUGGUAUGGUGCCAUCAAGUCAGAUGGACUGUUGCCAGCCUUCUUCUUGACUGGGCAAACGCAAAUGGCGUGGACAGAAUUGAUUUCGCCAGAGAAAGACUUGUUGGGCCUCGAGCUGCUCCUCUAUCUCUUCCUGAUGGGAACAUUUUGACAUUCCCGAUCUCGUCCGCAACUUCACCGACCAUGACACUCUUGCGGCGAAGAACAGACGCCCUGUCAUUACAAGAAUGUGAUGAAAGGGGAAAUUGUGUUCCAGUAGAGUUCCGAUCCGAUCUUCUCCCCUUGCCUCGAAACACCUCAGCCCCCUUUCCAUCACCGGGGGAAGGUGUCAAUCUUGAUGACGCAAUACUCUCCAGCGACCUGAAUAUCACUGUGUCGAAGGGUACUUUAGAAGUACGUUCGGUGCAAGGCGCAAAGAAAGACUGGGUUGUAUUUGGUCGGCACGUGUAUCGUUCGGUGCGUGGUGGCUCCUGGGGUAAGUUCGUUUCUAGAGUUUGGCUCCAACAGAGCCUGACCUUUGUCAUAGAGCGGGAAGAGAACGAUGAGAACGUUACGCACUACACGUUGAGAUUUACGAGCCCUCUGUCCAACUCCUUGUUGACGUACGACCUUGAAGCCAGCAUCGGACAAUGCGAAGGUGCGUCUAUGGAUUCCUGCUUCCGUUCAUUGGCAAGCUUAUGUGUGCUUCCGAUAGGUCAAUACCCUAUCAUCAAACAUACCUCCAUAUCUGUGCCGUCGUUGCAAGAUACUGCAUUAGAAGCGCGUUUCUAUCCCAUUACAUCAAUACCCUCUGUUCUUCGCCUGCACUCGCAUGUGCCUCUGGGACCCUUCCUCUCGUCUGAGCAUGUGAGAGGUGUGGAAAUCGAAGUCUUUCAAUCCCCCACCUGCCCGAUACAAAAGAUCAGAAUGUCGCCAUGGCAUAUGGGCGUGCUCGGCAAGAUUGUGACUCGUUACCGAAUGGUCGCGAUGGCCUGGCCGGUUGGGUGGGCGUCCGCUGUAGUGUUGCGACAAGUGGCUUCUUUCCAUGGGACGGGCACUAUUCCUUCGUACGACCAGGCGUUGACAGACGUUGCUGUGGAUUGGCUUCCUAAGAGCUUGGUCGGUAUCGUCCUCAUGGGCUUUCUGCAGACCGCUCUAUCGAGCUAUGGAAGGAGCCAUACCCUCAUCCUGGGCAACACCGAUCUUGCCUUCAUACCUUUGCUGUUCUUCUUCUGGGUAUGGUCAUUUGGCGUCACAUGCUUGGUGUGGUGUUGUGUCCUUGUCACUGUCUCGUUAUAUCGCAAGCUGCUUGCAACUCUUCCUUUACGCUGGAUAUCUAGUACCGAGAGAAACCGGAUCAAACCAAGCGAAGGCCCGGAAGAACCCCACCGACGCCCUUCCACCGGUCGAUCCAACGCUACCGUGCUAGGUGUGAUCGCCUUAAUCGCAAUAGCCAGCUUCUUUGUCCCCCACGAGGUUGUGCAUGUGGCGGCAUUCAUGAUAUUAUGGACCAUAUCCGCGAAUGAAGAUUGCGCUUCACCUACGGCUCCCUCGUUGUCGGCCGCCCUGCCCGGCAUUCUAGUCAUUUUAGCUGUGUUACUUCCGUUCAAAGCUCCUCACCUGCUUGUUUGGGGUCGCAACUUGUAUAGCCACCGAGAGCGUCCGGUCUAUUUCAUGGAGAAUCUGUGGUACGCAGGCCCUCCUAUAGCAGUGGUUGCGCUCUUCCUUCGAGGCGCCGUCUAUCGGAGACGGACUAGGUGCGUAGUCUUGUGAUGACUGUGUUUGUGCGCUCAUAUCUAUAAAGUCGGCUGUUGCUUUGCAAGGUUUCUCUGAUAUGGCUGUCCUUUUCUGUCGCCUUGGCAGGUGGGCGAUGGACAUGGAUUAUCCCACCGCUGGCCAAUCUGUUCAUUUGCACUCUCGUCGGGCUUCUCUGGUAAUACGGCCGUGUCUCCUUUUGGGAUUGUACCUAGCAUCAUGCAUCACACAUAUAGCAC
Molecule: messenger RNA, 3155 nt
Organism: Cryptococcus amylolentus CBS 6039
Lineage: Eukaryota; Fungi; Basidiomycota; Tremellomycetes; Tremellales; Cryptococcaceae
Exons: 6
Coding region: 307-2934 (875 amino acids)
Biological process (GO): GPI anchor metabolic process; endoplasmic reticulum to Golgi vesicle-mediated transport
Cellular component (GO): endoplasmic reticulum
Molecular function (GO): phosphatidylinositol deacylase activity
Source: RefSeq, a predicted model, not a curated record